AGUGUGGGUCUAGGCUGCUCUGAGAGAUAGACGCUGAGGACGUCCAGAAAAAUGAAACACUCAUCGUUUGCCUCGCUGGUUUACCUGCUGGUGGGCGUAGCUUGGGAGGUGCCGGUGGAGGGUCGUCCUGAUGAACAGUUGGGCAUGAUGGUGAGCCAGGUGGUGAGGGAACACCUGCUUGGGUGUCACCUAAUGUUGGCCACCACAACAAAACACUCCCCUGUUUACUCACAAAUAAUCAGACAUCUGGCGGCGGAGAUGGAAACUGCGGUUGUGGUAGAGACAACGGUGAUGUUCUCCCAGGACCAGCCAACUCAUGAGGAGCGCCACCUCCUGCAGGGGCUGUGGGGUGAUGCCACUCUCUCCUGCCACGUUCUCAUCCUAGACAACACCGCCAGAGAGAGUCACUCCAUCGUCAGGUUCCUGGAGCGGUGUAGGCUGUGGCUGAGGCCGGAGACCCGCGUGGUAGUUGUGGGUGUGAAGUCUGGCGUGGAGACCCUCCUCCUUCACCACGCCCUCCGCAACACUAACCACGCCCUGUACCUCGCUCUCCUCAACCUUAGUCGUUAUGUUGUCACACCUGACACUAAUAUUAGGAAGAGAAGACCUGAUGAAGGGAGUGAGAGUGUGGAGGUGUACCGACGGUGUAUGUACUGUAACAACGGGAAGGAAGACGCGCAGCUGCUGUACCUCUGGGACCUCACUAUUGGUGUCCCCAGCGGCCUCCACUUUUUCUAUGACCAGCCUGAAAACUUCAUGGGCAGGCAGUUCAGGAUCGUCACCAAGAGUUACUUCCCCUACAUCAGCACGGAAAGGGAGAGCGAGGAGCCAGGGAGUACUCGGGUUUUCCUGGAAGACUCACUCGACAGUCGUAUGAUCCACGCCAUGGCUUCCUACCUCAACUUUACUUAUGACAUCAGGGAACCACUAGAUCGGCAGUGGGGUUUACCAGCAGAAGGCGGCAACUUCACCGGCCUCGUAGGGGACCUCCAAUACGAGAAGGCAGAUUUUUCCCUUGACCUCACCGUCACGACCGAAAGAGCCUCCGUGGUGCACUUUUGUCGGGUAUAUAUUGAUGAGUCAGUGAUCAUUUUGUCCUUGAAGCCACAACCUUUACCAGAAUACCUGUCACUCAUUCGUCCAUUUGUAGGUGAGCUGUGGCUCAUCCUGCUGGUGGGCAUCUUCAUGUGGGGCGUGACACUGUGGUUGUUGCAGAAGGUGUGGUCAUGGGCGUCAGGUGGGCGGAGUUUCACCCUCACCUCUGCCCUCUUCUACAGCUGGGGCGUCAUACUGGAGGACCCACCAGCUGAUCCUCCCAACAACAUCACUGCUCAGGUACUGGUCGGGUGGUGGCUGGUGUUCAGCUUUGUGAUGACGUCCGCCUACAGGUCGUCACUCAUUUCUCACCUGGUGGUGCAGCGGAAGUCCCCGGCCAUCAACAGUGUAGAUGACCUAGUGGCGCAGGAUGGGUGGCGCUGGAUGACACGGCGUAUGACGGGCGCUCUCCUCCUUUACCUCAAGAGCAGCCCUGACCCAGCCACCCAGAAGAUGUACCUCGGCAUGCAGGCUGAGAGUUUUGAGAAGGGCAUGGAACUAGUGCUGAAGGGCGGCCACUCUUAUAUCUACAGUGAGUACUACUCCAAGACGAUGGUCGCCACCCGUUACACCGACAAGCUGGGUUACACGCCCAUCCACAUCAGCGCCACAGAAUACCCACUUUUUGCUGGUAAUGCUUGGGCAUUCAGGAAGGUGGCACCGUUCCUGCGUCGUCUCGACCUAGCCAUACAGCGACUACUGGAAGCUGGUCUCAUCAAGUACUGGAUGGAUGACGUCAUCUCCACCCGCGUGAGGAACACCAGACGACAACAGCAGGAGGAAGAGGCCGGGAAGAACCAGGAGAAAGACGAUAACACUAUUUAUCAAAACGAUGGAGAGCAGGUGGUGCUGGGGCUCCACCACUUGCAAGUUACCUUCUACUUCCUGGUGUUUGGUUACGCCAUCGGCCUCCUUACCUUCUUACUGGAGUAUCUCAUAUACACCCUCUGUUGACAUCACACACUUCUUACACUCAUCCUCUAAACCUCACACACCUCUUACACUCCUCCUGUUAACCUCACACACCUCUUACACUCCUCCUGUUAACCU
This is a messenger RNA of Homarus americanus (American lobster), 2145 nucleotides long. Its product is annotated as glutamate receptor U1-like. The transcript is spliced from 12 exons. Gene Ontology annotation, molecular function: glutamate-gated receptor activity. Lineage: Eukaryota; Metazoa; Arthropoda; Malacostraca; Decapoda; Nephropidae. The record is from RefSeq and is a predicted model, not a curated record. The coding region runs from base 52 to 2049 and encodes 665 amino acids. Gene Ontology annotation, cellular component: membrane.